Messenger RNA from Varanus komodoensis (Komodo dragon), 3077 nucleotides. It is a transcript of the gene FAM20A, whose product is annotated as FAM20A golgi associated secretory pathway pseudokinase. Gene Ontology annotation, molecular function: protein serine/threonine kinase activator activity. Gene Ontology annotation, cellular component: Golgi apparatus. The transcript is spliced from 11 exons. The record is from RefSeq and is a predicted model, not a curated record. The coding region runs from base 1 to 1560 and encodes 519 amino acids. Lineage: Eukaryota; Metazoa; Chordata; Lepidosauria; Squamata; Varanidae.
AUGCCGGGGCUCCGCCGCGACCGGCUGCUCGCCCUGCUGCUGCUCGGGACGCUGCUCAGCGCCGAUCUCUACUUCCACCUCUGGCCGCAAGUGCGGCGCCGCCUGGCCCGGGCCCACGCGGGCGCCCCGGGCUGCCCCUGCGCGCCCGCGGCCGCCCCCAGCCCGCAGCCCCGGACGCGGCCGCCGGAGCGGGAGGAGAGCAGCCAGGCCGUCGGAGCGGGCUCCAAGCUGCGGAGGCUCUUCGCUCACCCGCUGUACAGCGCCCCCGAGGGCCCCGCCGAGAAGCUGCUCAGCGCGCAGGAGGCGCUGCGCUACUACCGUCGGAAAGUGGCUCGCUGGAACAGGAGACACAAGAUUUACAGGGAGGAGCGCAAUCUGACUUUGGGCUCAGCGAUGCAGCUCGAGCAGGAAGCAAGCUGGCUCCAGUUCCACCUGGGCAUCGACCGCCACGCCUUGUACCCUCGAUCCAGUCCUGCCAUUGACCAGCUCCUCCUGGAUACGCAAAAUUUUGACACCAUCAGUGCAGAUUACAGCCAGGACGAGAAAGCAUUGUUAGGAACCUGUGACUGCACACAGAUUGUUAAGCCCAGCGGAGUACAUUUGAAACUGGUUCUACGGUUCCAAGACUUUGGAAAAGCCAUGUUUAAACCUAUGAGACAGAAACGAGAUGAGGAGACGCCAGAAGAUUUUUUCUAUUUUGUUGACUUUCAAAGACACAAUGCAGAAAUAGCUGCCUUCCACCUGGACAGAAUCCUGGAUUUCCGGCGGGUUCCUCCUGUGGUUGGGAGAAUGAUUAACAUCACAAAGGAAAUUUGGGAGAUCACCAAGAAUGAAAUCCUGCAAAGUGUCUUUUUUAUUUCACCAGCCAGCAACGUCUGUUUCUUUGCCAAGUGUCCUUAUAUGUGCAAAACAGAAUACGCCGUAUGUGGGAACCCUCACCUGCUAGAAGGAUCCCUCUCCGUGUUCCUCCCUUCGCUCAACUUGGCGCCAAGGAUCUCCAUUCCAAACCCAUGGAUACGAUCUUACACCUUUACUGGAAAAGAGGAGUGGGAAGUCAAUCCACUUUACUGCAAUACAGUGAAGGAGAUUUAUCCUUACAGCACUGGCAGCCGGCUACUCAAUAUCAUUGACAUGGCCGUAUUUGACUUCUUAAUAGGCAACAUGGACCGGCAUCAUUAUGAGAUGUUCACCAAGUUUGGAGAUGAUGGUUUUUUGCUCCACUUGGACAAUGCAAGAGGCUUUGGGAAGCACUCCCAUGACGAGGUCUCCAUCCUGGCUCCACUUGAACAGUGUUGCAUAAUAAAGAAGACAACAUUGUUGCGGCUGCAGCUCUUAGCUCAGCCGGAUUAUAGGCUCAGCGAUAUCAUGCGGGAGUCCUUGCUUCAGGACCGCCUGGCUCCUGUGCUCACAGAGCUGCACCUCUUGGCCCUGGACAGGAGGUUACAGAUCAUCCUGAAGGCUGUGGACAAGUGCAUAGAGGCCAAUGGAGAAGAGACCGUUGUGUCUGAUGCUGAGCUGCUGGAGUUGCCAGCCUUUGACAGAAUGACCCAGUCAAGCUAGAGGCCUAGUAGGGACUCUGCAUCUGGACCUUAAUGGCUGAUCAUGGUCCCCUAUCCCUGGACAGUUGGCAUGGCUGUGGGGGAAGGUCUUGAGCAGGCCGGGCUAAGCAAGCUGCUAGGAUGGCGGUAGUAGCAAAAACUACAUGGUUGGCCUGUUUGUAUACUGUUUACUGGAACUUCAUCUCCAUCACAGCCAGUGAACUUUGCACCUCUUUUCCAAGAGACCUGAAGAAAUGAAGCACUCUGUAGCCACACAAUCAUGGGGCAUCUGUGCAGCUUGUGGGAUCUGUCUGGGCUCUCACUGCUAUACAGUCUUGGGCACUGGCCUUUUAACCAGUGGAUGGAAUAAAAAGGAACCACUAUAAGGGAAACAUGCUUGACACAUGUGUGUGCGCAUGUACACGUGCAUCCAGUUCUAGGACAGCACCAGUAAGGAAGCUCGCAGGGAUGCUGAACUGGUGGAGAACCAUAGUAGGAAGACUAGCAAGGCAAAAAAAGUGGGAGAUGAUGUGUUAGAAUAUUGAGAGUUCAGAUCCUGCUCCUGAUGUGGCAACCAUUUUGGAGGGAACAAUGGGAGCAAAGACUGUUUUGAAGAACAGAACCUAAGAAGAAACAUCCAUCUAGGCUGCUAAGUGGAGGCAAAUUUCUCUGGUACAAUUCAUAAUGUGUAGCACUGCGUACUUCACUUGACUCUCAGGUUCAUAGCAAAGAAAGAAGACAAUGGGCAGCAGUGGCAUGGAAGUGGGCAGGCAAUCGUUUAAUUAUCCUGCUAAGUUAUUGCAGCUGCCCCGGUUGAAUCUUUGCAGCCCCUCACCGCAUUCCCAACACAGGAACUGGAUUAGAAGAGCAGUCCCUUAAGAGGUGUUUCAUGACCACUGCUAGCAAGCCUCCAUUGAUAUUAGAGUGCAAAAAGAGCUAGCUUUUCAUGCAGGAGUCUUCUGAACAGCCACUGUCAUAGUAACUAUAAAACAAGAAAGCCUGGUCUGUGAAAGAGCAAGCACAGAAAGCCCAUAAAAUGGCUCAAAGUCUAAAGAACCAUCUGAAUUGCAGGGUCCAGGGAUGGGGCUGCAACAAAGUGUUGCAGCAUGGAAUGGUCUUGUUCAUAGUGCCAGCCAAUCACUACUAUCCCUUCUAAUUCUCCAUUUCUCCCACCCAAAUGUUUAGCGAUCCAUGGCCACUGAGCACGAUCAGUGUUCAUUGGACUGAUUCAUAGCAAUAAACAUUGACCCUAAGAUGCCUCCUUAGGGUCUUCCCCACCCCUUUUUUAAACUUCUGCAAACCUUGGAGUUCCUCAAGCAUUCUGAGACCUCCUUUUCAUUUCUCAGUGGCCCCAUUUUGGCUGCAAUCCUGCUGGAACUCAAAUGAGUUUGCUCUUAGGAGAAGUGAUAGCUCCAGGAAGCAGAACUUGUUGAGUAUAUUUCGAUAUGAGGGCUACUUGGAUCAGAUACUCUUGUAAAUCUGAUCAUAUGUAUGUUCAGAAAAGAUGCAUAGGAAUGAAGCUGCAACAAUUUAAUCUGA